AGAAACAAUUAUUAUGGUUAUCAAUUAAAAAGAAAAAGAAAAGAAGUGGAAGGUGGGUGAAGCAAAGUAGGCACUUUCGGCUGCAUCCAUCCACAGUCACAUAUACUAUUUCCCACUAUUAUUCUUUUUCUUGGCUCUUCUUCUUCCUCCUUAAUUGACCACAAAUACUAUAACUCUUUCAUUUCAUUUCAAUUUCUCCUUCUAAUUUCAUUUCACACACAAAAACACUCAUUGAACAUAACCUAGUUAGUUAACAUCAAAAUAUACAACAACAAUGUUGUUUAAAUUUGUAACAGGUCCUAGGAAGAAAAAACCAGGCACCGUCCCUGUUUAUCUUAACGUCUAUGAUCUCACACCAAUUAAUGGUUAUGCUUAUUGGCUUGGUCUUGGUGUCUACCAUUCAGGAGUUCAAGUUCAUGAUGUUGAAUAUGGUUUUGGAGCACAUGAGAAUGACACAACGGGGAUUUUUGAAGUGCAACCCAAGAACUGUCCUGGGUUUACUUUCAGAAAAUCGAUUUUUAUUGGUACAACGGAUCUGGGUACAAAUGAUAUUCGGGUAUUCAUGGAGAAACUAGCUCAAGAGUACUCUGGAAAUUCGUAUCAUCUUAUUUCCAAAAAUUGCAACCAUUUUUGUCAUGAUGUUUGUUACAAAUUAACUGGAAAGUCUAUUCCUCGAUGGGUGAAUCGACUUGCGAGACUUGGUUUAUUCUGCAAUUGCGUUCUUCCCCCUGGCUUAAAUGAAACAAAGGUUAGGCAAGAUACAUCCGACAAGGUUGAAGAAAAAGAAAAGAGGAAAAUCAGAAGUCAGUCCAGCAGGUGCGAUGCUUCCUCUAAUCCUCAAGGUUCAUCAAGACAUUGCUUUCCUCGAUCAUCUUUAAUCAAAGCUUUAUCAACCACAACAUUAACAGUAAAGUAAAACUUUGACAUGAGUCAGCCUCUAAAAUAGUGUUUGAGUAUCGUAUAAGCAACCUAAGAUGAUUCAGGGCAGAAAGUUGUUUAUUUGCUCAAUCUUUCUGUUUUAUUGUAUAUGUUUCAUAGAAUUGCAAUAGCUACUAUGGAAUGGUUGCUUUUUUUUUGUCUAUGUUCUUUUUUUAAGAUACUUUCUUUCUUUUAUGAAUGGGAAGUUUCUUUGUUUCUACAUACUUGGACUGUGUUUUGUUCAUUCUGGAAUGAACUACUUUACUUGAUGUAGCAAUUAAUUAUGUUUUUGUUGUGUAGAGCAGUGUACCUUUACUGGGAAAUGGAAAUACAAGAAAUAUUAUGAGUUGAUGAAAA
Messenger RNA from Medicago truncatula (barrel medic), 1275 nucleotides. RefSeq names its product deSI-like protein At4g17486. Gene Ontology annotation, molecular function: deubiquitinase activity. The transcript has 3 exons. Gene Ontology annotation, biological process: protein deubiquitination. The coding region runs from base 275 to 916 and encodes 213 amino acids. Lineage: Eukaryota; Viridiplantae; Streptophyta; Magnoliopsida; Fabales; Fabaceae. The record is from RefSeq and is a predicted model, not a curated record.